GGCCUGCAAAAGGACCCACUGUUCAGACAAAAAAAGUAGGAAAAGCUGAAGCCGUUUUAGUAUGGAAACCUCUUUCAGUGGAUGAGCAAAAUGGGUUUAUCAGAUAUUACACUAUAUUAUACAGAACUAUCAGUGGCAAUGAAACAGCUGUGAAAGUGGACCCUUCAAAAACAGAAUAUACCCUCUCCUCCUUAUCCAGUGACACUUUAUAUAUGGUGAAGAUGGAGGCACAUACAGAUGAAGGAGGCACAAGUGGUCCUGUAUUUACAUUUACUACACAAAAGUUUGGUAAGAAAUAAUCACAUAAAAUGUGUAGGGACUAAUUGUAAAAUGGAUUAGUCAUGCAGUUGCUCUCUUAAUUUAUGCACACAGUUUAUUUUUUUUAUUCUAGUAAUA
Terrapene triunguis (Three-toed box turtle) is the source of this 396-nucleotide messenger RNA. Its product is annotated as interleukin-6 receptor subunit beta-like. The annotation marks the transcript as partial. Lineage: Eukaryota; Metazoa; Chordata; Testudines; Emydidae. Gene Ontology annotation, molecular function: protein binding. The transcript is spliced from 2 exons. The record is from RefSeq and is a predicted model, not a curated record.